Rhagoletis zephyria (snowberry fruit fly) is the source of this 3335-nucleotide messenger RNA. NCBI's taxonomy places the organism in Eukaryota, Metazoa, Arthropoda, Insecta, Diptera, Tephritidae. The record is from RefSeq and is a predicted model, not a curated record.
CUGUUUGCGCUCCCACUGGUUCUGGCAAAACAGUUUUGCUUGAAAUGGCAAUUGUUCGGGAGCUCAUGAAAAUUGAUUGUGGUUUAUCUGCGCAAACCUCUUUCAAAGACCUGCACAUUCUCUACUUAGCUCCUCUUAAAGCGAUUGUUGAAGAAAAAUGCAAUGAUUGGCACAAAAAGUUUUCCUCGUUUGGAUUAAAAUGUUUCGCUUUAACCGGUGACACCGAGUUUGACGACUACAGUUCUGUCCAAGUUUUCUCUUACACUAACAUCAACAUCAUACUCACUACACCUGAGAAGUUUGAUCACGUUAUUCGAACUGAUCCCCGAAGUCGAGAGCUUUUGCGAGUUCUCAAGUUAAUCUUGAUUGACGAAGUUCACAUACUUUCUGAUCGACAGCGAGGAGAUGUCCUUGAAGCGACCAUUACGCGAAUCAAGGCUCUACGAUCUAAACACAAUUCUUCAUCACAGUUGGUCUUGCCGCCACUGAGAUUCAUCGCCAUUUCUGCCACUGUUCCCAACGUAAGUGACGUUGCUGCUUGGCUUGACAGCUCAAACGGAAUGGGCGUAACGAUUUCCCAAAAUUUGCGACCUGUCAAACUUGAAAAGAUCGUUUUAGGGUAUGACCCUAUUCCUUCAGCUCGAGCUUCGGAGUACCGCUUCGAAAUUCAGUUGUCCUACAAAGUGGAGGCCAUCAUUCGUGCUCACUCGGACUCCAAGCCUGUUAUUGUGUUCUCUUCAACUCGAAAAUCUGUUGAGUUUACAGCCAAAGUUUUGGCGGCUUCAAAUGAAACCUACUUCUUCAGCGACAACCACCGUGAUGAGUACUUCAACGAAGUUUCUAAGCUCAUCAAUGCUAAUUUUGAUAUUUCAAGUGGUUUCAUUUACGACAACGAGAGCUACUUUAAAAACGUUGAUCUGAAAACGUGCUUGGCUUCUGGUGUUGGCUUCUACCACUCGGGCAUGGAUCCUGCCGAGCGUCGUUUGCUAGAAAAACUGUUUGCCAAGUCGCUUAUUCCAGUUUUAGUUUCCACUUCAUCAUUGGCAAUGGGAGUCAAUUUGCCCGCUCACAUGGUCAUCAUCAAAAAUACCGUGCAGUACUUGGCUGGAAAGACAAUUGAAUACGACUCUGCUCAAGUUUUGCAAAUGAUUGGUCGUGCUGGACGCUCUCAGUUUGACGUCACUGCAAAAGCAGUCAUAAUGACGGAGACAAGCAAGAAGAACUUUUACGACACGCUUCUGAACUCUGAUAAAGCAAUUGAAAGUGUCUUGCCGUUAACCUUAAUUGAGCAACUAAUGAUAGAAAUUGUUCUCCGCACUGUGACAAGCAUCGAGACGACCGUCGAAUGGAUCUGCUCUACAUUCAUGUACAUUCGAAUUGUUUCCAAUCCUUCUUACUACGGUAGCUCAAUUGCCAAAGGAGACAUCAAAGGAUCACUUCCAUUCAUUUUCAACUGGUCUCACGAGAACAUCAACAAAUUGGCUAAUUUGAGUCUUAUCAAUAUGAAGCCGGAAAGUAACUCUUUUGAGCCCACUCACCUCGCUCGCAUAGUUACUCGCUAUGGAAUUUCUAUCAAAUCAACCGAGCUGCUCUUCAAAAUGCUCAAAGAGGGCUUUAAUUUAAAAAUGCUUUUGGAAAAACUGAGUGAGUGCCAAGAGCUGUCAAGUGAUAUCAUCCUUCGUGUGUCAGAGAAAAAGUUCCUUAACGAGUACAGCAAAAGUCUGCGUUUCAAGUCAAAAGAUAAGAUAAAAAACAGUUCAAUGAAAAUUAACUGUCUUCUUCAGGCUACAUUUGAGUCCAUUCAAAUUGAUAGCACUUUAACUCAAGAUUCGUCUAAUCUGGUUCGCCGUGGCCAGCGAAUUACCAAGUGCUUUGUUGAAAUUUGUCUGUAUUUGUUUAGUUUGCCCAAGUAUUCAAGCUUAAAAGAAAAGUUUUCCUGUCAAGAGAUGCACUUUGAAACGAUUGCAUCUGCAGUUUUGUUGUCAAAGUCUUUUCGCGCUCAACUUUGGCACGAUUCUAAAUUUGUUUCAAAACAACUUUCCGAAAUUGGGCCAGUGCUAAGUCGCACUCUAGUGGAAAAAGGGUACGAUUCAUUCGAGAAAAUUAUGGACGAAAAUCCUCGUAACAUUGAGUUUUGCCUUCAUCGAAAUCCACCAUUUGGAUCGUACUUACAAGAGGAGAUAAAAUCGUUGCCAAAUUACGAUUUGAGUUUGACCAAAGUUGAUCUUUCAUGCGAUUUCAAGUUUUUGGCCAAUCAAUCAAUUCAAUCUUUGUCUCAAGUUCGUCUUGACUUGUCUAUCAAACAAGGAAGCUCUUCUAAGCCUUUUCUCAAUCCGAAAAAACAUUCUUGCAUUUUAGUUGUUGGCUGCCAAGAAUGCAAUUACCUACUUUCAUUUGAGCGAACUAAUGAUGAAGUUCUACAGUCGUGCGGCGCCAUUCUGAAAAACAUCAUCGUUGUUCAGACAAAGUUUGCCUAUGCCAAUGAUUCAUCACAGUCAAAAUCAUUGGCUGAGUCUCCAGAGUUUGAGGCUCUGUUUGAAAUGAGCUCUCAGAUGACUAAAGGCAACAAAAAGCAGAAAAUUUCCAUCCCUAUGCCAGCUCCUAAAAAGACCAAGAUUGACCCGUCAAAUGUUGCUCAAAUCAAGCGAGAAGACACUUCAGAGUUCUUGAAUUUUGUCAACAAAAUGACCGCUGCUCAAAAUGAGGAGUUUGUUAAUCACUCGAAAACCAAUCAGUUUAUCUUUCACUACACCUACGGCAACCACCAGCGUCACACUAUUCAAGCCAUGUUUGUUUCUGAGUCUUUUGUUGGCCUUGACGUUGAGGCCAAACUAGCUUUGAGCUUCAGCACCACUGUUUAUCCUAAAUCAAAGCGACAGCUCAACUCAGUGCAGCAGACUCUCAUUUGCAAAGACAAUCAGCUUCGAUUUUCAUCAUCAAAAGAUGAGCAUCAAAUUGGCUUAGCCAGCUCAUCAAGCUCAAUUGUGAACCCCUUUUCAAGUACCGUCAGUUCCAUCAACCUGACAGAUCACGAGCUCGUGUCCACUCUGAAUGACACAAUUUUUAUUACUGAUGAGGACGAAAGCGACAACACUAAUGAAGUGAUAUCGGUGAAAAGCGAAAUCAACAUUGCUAGUGACAUUUCUUCUGCCCAAGUGCCGAGUACUCCAUCGGAAGUAAGCCAAGUUGACAAUGGCAGUCAGUAUGAAUCAGCUAGCUACAUCUACUCAACACAAAAAAGUCAACGAGAUCGUCGCAACUACUUUCCCACUCGUGUGUUGCCCUCUCAGGAGUACACUGCCAGUCCGUAUUUUGCCAAGAAAGCCAAUAAGUAG